UUAUUGUAGAGAAUAAUGGAGGGAAAGCGCAAACGGAAAAGAGGAAAGCGACGAGGUGCUCAGAAGAGCAGUAGUAGCUGUAGCAACACCACGACGACGAUGACGACGCACAAUGAUCUCAUGGAUCUCUCCGUCUCCAACCAAGUCCAUGCACCUCAACCAAAGCGCUGCAAAACCGGCCCACUUGGAAACUCCCUCUCCGCCGCCUCCAACUCCAAUUUCCUUCACAAGAUGCGAGCUAGGUUAUCCGGAGGCCAUUUCAGGAUGUUAAAUGAGAAGUUGUACACUUGCAGCGGAAGCGAGGCCUUCAACUUUUUCAAAGAAGACCCGUCUCUUUUUGACAUGUAUCAUGCAGGAUAUCAAGAACAAAUGUCACAUUGGCCAGAGCAGCCAGUCAAUAUCAUCAUCGAAUGGCUUAAGAACCAGAGUACCUCUUUGAAGGUGGCAGAUUUUGGCUGCGGGGAUGCACGCCUUGCAAAAAAUGUGAAGAAUAAAGUCUUCUCUUUUGAUCUCGUCUCAAAUGAUCCUUCAGUAAUUGCUUGUGACAUGUCAAAUAUUCCCCUUGAUCCAUCAUCAAUGGAUGUUGCUGUUUUUUGUCUCUCACUCAUGGGAACUAACUUCCCAAGUUACCUACAGGAAGCACAUAGAGUUCUUAAGCCAUGUGGCUGGCUUUUGAUAGCAGAAGUAAAAAGUAGGCUUGAUCCAAACAAUGGAGGAGCAGACCCAAAUAGGUUUUCGAAGGCAAUCUGUGAACUUGGAUUUAAUCUAAUUUCUAAGGAUUUCUCAAAUAAGAUGUUUGUUUUGUUUUUCUUCAAGAAGAAGGAGAAGCCAUGUCGAGAGAAGGAAAUCGAAUGGCCUGAGCUGAAGCCCUGCCUGUAUAAGCGUCGCUGAGUCAGUGGUGUUGGAUUUUUCUUGCUCCAGGUUGUUGACGUGUGUGAAACUUCAGCUUACGUCCCUUUAGUGGAGAAUUGCAUGUGGGUGUAACUUUUCCACCAGCAUCUUGAUCUAACUAUUGCUCCUGUUCAUGGAUGCAGACCUUCCAAUGGUGAGUUGUUCAUUGCUUUGGUAUCACAUCAAUCUAAUGAUCAUGGAGCUCAUUUGAAGGACCAUUGUUUUCACCCACCAU
This is a messenger RNA of Telopea speciosissima, 1126 nucleotides long. Its product is annotated as ribosomal RNA-processing protein 8. NCBI's taxonomy places the organism in Eukaryota, Viridiplantae, Streptophyta, Magnoliopsida, Proteales, Proteaceae. The coding region runs from base 16 to 891 and encodes 291 amino acids. Gene Ontology annotation, cellular component: nucleolus. The transcript is spliced from 11 exons. The record is from RefSeq and is a predicted model, not a curated record. Gene Ontology annotation, molecular function: methyltransferase activity.